Molecule: messenger RNA, 726 nt
Organism: Engraulis encrasicolus (European anchovy)
Lineage: Eukaryota; Metazoa; Chordata; Actinopteri; Clupeiformes; Engraulidae
Product: zinc finger protein 583-like
Exons: 1
Coding region: 1-726 (241 amino acids)
Biological process (GO): regulation of transcription by RNA polymerase II
Cellular component (GO): chromatin; transcription regulator complex; PcG protein complex
Molecular function (GO): RNA polymerase II cis-regulatory region sequence-specific DNA binding; DNA-binding transcription factor activity, RNA polymerase II-specific
Source: RefSeq, a predicted model, not a curated record
AUGGGAGCUCUCAAGAAACACCAGGUGAUCCACUCAGAGGGAAAACCAUUUCAGUGCUCUGAUUGUGGAAAGAGUUUUAGUCACACUGGUAACCUCAAGAGACACAAGAGAAUCCAUUCAGGGGAAAAACCAUUUCAAUGUUCUGAUUGUGGAAAGAGUUUUAGUCAAAUGAGCCAUCUCCGCCAACACCGGAUGAUCCACUCUGGGGGAAAACCAUUUCACUGCUCUGAUUGUGGAAAGUGUUUUAGUAGCACUCACGACCUCAAGAGACACAAGAGGAUCCAUUCAGGGGAAAAACCAUAUCAGUGCUCUGAUUGUGGAAAGCGUUUUAGUCACACUGGAGAUCUCAAGGUACACAAGAGGAUCCAUUCAGGGGAAAAACCAUUUCAAUGCUCUGAUUGUGGAAAGAGUUUUAGUCAAAUGUCUAAUCUCAAGGUACACCGGAAGACACACUCGGGUGUAAAAUCAUUUCAAUGUUCAUAUUGUGGAAAGAGUUUUAGUCAAAUGAGAUAUCUCCAACAACACCAGAUGAGACACUCUGCAGAAAAACCAUUUCAGUGCUCUGAUUGUGGAAAGCGUUUCAGUCUCACUCAAGACCUCAAGAGACACAAGAGGAUCCAUUCUGGGGAAAAACCAUUUCAUUGCUCUGAUUGUAGAAAGAGUUUUAGCGACAUUGAUGGCCUGAAGAAACACGAGAGGAUCCAUUCAGGGGAAAAACCCUAUUAG